This is a messenger RNA of Corticium candelabrum, 1516 nucleotides long. Its product is annotated as RUS family member 1-like. The record is from RefSeq and is a predicted model, not a curated record. The coding region runs from base 14 to 1363 and encodes 449 amino acids. Lineage: Eukaryota; Metazoa; Porifera; Homoscleromorpha; Homosclerophorida; Plakinidae. The transcript has 11 exons.
UUAUGUAGGCAUUAUGUCGAUGUGCGAAGAACGUUACGGCAGCGGCUCCGUGUCGCAUCGCUACACUGCUAACAAGGAGCAGCAAUUCGAGAAACGUUUGUUGCAACAUUCUACUUAUUUUGCAAUAAGAAAAUUCUUUCUGUCAGCUUUUCUUCCUCAUGGCUAUCCAGACAGCGUGAGUUCUGACUACUUGGCUUAUCAAAUAUGGGACACUGUUCAGGCAUUUUGCUCUUCAAUUACUGGCACACUUGCUACUCAUGCAGUACUGAAAGGUGCUGGAGUUGGAGAUGGAAGUGCCUCUGUGUUGGCAGCCACAAUGACAUGGCUACUUCGAGAUGGUACAGGUAUGGUAGGGAGGAUAGUGUUUGCUUGGUUGAAAGGAUCAAGUCUAGAUUGUGACGCUAAGAAAUGGAGACUCUUUGCUGAUAUUCUCAACGACAUUGCUAUCUGUUUGGAUCUUGUUGCUCCACUUCUUCCUUCAUACUUUGUGGCGAUUGUUUGUGUCUCUAGCAUAUCGAAAUCUAUUGUUGGUGUUGCUGGUGGAUCGACUCGUGCUGCUCUGACUCAACAUCAAGCCAAACAGAAUAACAUGGCUGACGUGUCAGCCAAAGAUGGCAAUCAAGAAACAUUGGUGAAUUUGACUGCACUAUUGGUUGGCUUAGUCAUGAUGCCGUCGGUGGCAGGCAAUUUGCUGUUGACUUGGAUUCUCUUUGUGUGUUUUACUGGCUUGCAUUUGUUUGCUAAUUUCAAGGCUGUUUCCUCUGUUGUCAUGAGCACAUUGAACACAUCAAGACUACAGAUUGUUGUCAAUCACUAUCUUGAGACUGGAGAGAUUGGAUCACCAGAAUAUGUUAACCAGCAAGAGUCCGUCUUUCUAGGUUGGCCAAGAAUCGGUUCUAUUAACAUUGGAGUUCCUUUUGGGUCAGUCGUUGCAAGUGUGGCCGACUUGAAUUCUUUACUACAUUCCAACUCUAAUGACAAAUUUAUUCUAAACAUCAAAAGGUCUAGCAUAAGGGUUACGUUACAUGUUGAUGCUGUCGAUCAAGACAUAAUUCAAUGCUGCUACCAGGCUGCUGUAGUGAGAGCUAUCUUAUGCGGAGUAAAUGCAACAGCAAACAGUAGAACAAAUGCUACAGCCGCUGACUUACUUCAAAAGAUGAAACUACUGAUGAAAUCAGAUGGUGGCCACUUAUCAUCUAGCGAUGCCUUGAAGCUGGUGCAUCUGUCACACAAGUACACACAAGUUGCUAGUGAUGAAUUUUUGCAUCUCCUGUCAACUCGUGGAUGGAUAUUUUCACCUUCGUUGUUGGGGGCUGAUGAAUGGAGAUGUUCCUGGAGCCGAGCAGGAGUCAAGGUGGAUUAACAACACAGUAAUAACAAUAACUGAUUAGGGUGCUGGCUGACACACCAACUGACCAAAAAUUCACUAAUUAAACUCUGAUGGCGUUGUAUUAUUGUCUGUAGUUCAUUUUCUUAAAUACUUAUAAAAAGUUUUAAUAGCAUUUGCACCAUGUGA